Molecule: messenger RNA, 2065 nt
Organism: Zea mays
Lineage: Eukaryota; Viridiplantae; Streptophyta; Magnoliopsida; Poales; Poaceae
Exons: 3
Coding region: 34-1644 (536 amino acids)
Cellular component (GO): mitochondrion
Molecular function (GO): protein binding
Source: RefSeq, marked provisional
GCCGGCGGUGAAGAGGAGAGGGCGGAGGCGGAGAUGGCGACGCGGAUGAAGGACGUGGCGCGGAGGUCGACCAAGAAGUACGUGGAGGAGGCGCUGUACCGGCGUCUGUUCCGGAAGGGGUCGACGCCGCAGGCGGUUCGAGAGGAGGUGGAUGGCUUCCUCGACAGCCGGAAGCGGGCGUUCAAGUGGGAGGUGGGCGUUUGCGUCCGCCGGAUGCGGCGGAACGCGCUCUACCGCCCGUCGCUCAAGCUUUCUGAAGUUAUGGCGAGAAGAGGCAUGAAUCCUACUGUUAGUGAUCAAGCAAUCCGCCUGGAUCUCAUUGCCAAAUCGAGAGGCAUCGCUGCUGCCGAGAAGUACUUUUUGGACCUCCCAGAAACAUCCAAGACUCAUCUUACAUAUGGCGCUCUUCUCAAUUCUUACUGCAAAGAGUUGAUGACUGAGAAGGCCGAGUCCCUUAUGGAGAAAAUGAAGGAGCUCAACUUUGCUUUCACUGCCAUGUCCUUCAACAGCUUAAUGACGAUGUACACCAAAGUCAACCAAGCUGAGAAGGUCCCCAGUAUCAUUCAGGACAUGAAGGCAGAUGACGUAUUGCCAGAUGUCUUUACUUAUAAUGUUUGGAUGAGGGCGCUUGCAGCUCUCAAGGACAUACCAGGGGUUGAGAGGGUGAUUGAAGAGAUGAAACGGGAUGGCCGUGUUGCUCCUGAUUGGACAACAUACAGCAACCUGGCUUCCAUAUAUGUUGAGGCUGGAAUGUUUGAGAAGGCAGAGGCUGCUCUUAAGGAGCUUGAGAAGCGGAACACCAGCAAUGACAUCGAAGCCUACCAGUUCCUUAUUACAUUGUAUGGGCGUACACAGAACUUAGUGGAAGUUCACCGUGUCUGGCGAUCGCUGAAGCGGGAUAACCCUAGAAUGGCAAACAUGAGCUACCUUAACAUGAUUCAGGUUUUGGCCAACUUGAAGGACCUGUCUGCUGCCGAAGCCUGUUUUAAGGAGUGGGAAGCCCGACACAUCCAUCCACCCAAGACCAACACAAAGGGCUCGGGGGCAGAUAAUACACCUGGUGCAGAUCCAAAAUCUCCAAGUAACCCGCCUAAUAAUCAGUCUGGCACCAAGGAAACCGGGGACGAGACAGCAGAGGACCUCCAGCCGAAGCAUCCAAAAUAUGACAUCCGGGUAGCAAACGCUAUGAUCAAGGCGUACAUUACCGAGGGCAUGCUUGACAAAGCUGUCGCCAUGAAGAAGCGUGCCAAGAUGCGCGGCGGAAGGCUGAACGCCAAGACAUGGGAGAUCUUCAUGGAGCAUUACCUCAAGACGGGGGAUCUCAAGAUGGCCCAUUGGUGCGCGGACCGCGCGAUGAAGAAGGGGCACAGCAGCGGCAGGAUUUGGGUGCCGCCGCCCGCCGUGACGGAGACCCUGAUGAGCUACUUCGAGGAGAACAAGGACGUCGAUGGGGCCGAGCGGUACGUGGGGGCUCUGAAGAAGGUGCAGAAGGAUCUGGGCGCACCGGUGUUCGAGCCGCUGGUGCGGACGUACGCUGCCGCCGGGAAGAAGUUCCCCGGGAUGCGGCAGCGGCUGAAGAUCGAGAACGUGGAGGUCGGGGAGGGGACGGCCCAGCUGCUUGACUCUAUCUGCGCCGAUCAAUAGCCCAAGCACGUCCUAGAGGCGGUGGCAGCGUUGGUGGCGGCUGCUAUGCGAUGGGGGCACCACCUCCGUUGAUGUAUUGUCUGGUGCGGGACUGCGAGUGACCUCUGAGGCGGGGGCGGAGAAUAACUGGAUCUACCUAACGUCGGAAUGGAGACCUGCAGGUCCAUUUGAAAUUAAACAGAAGGUUGGUAAGAGUGUGAUGGUGCUCAUUUUGCGUUUUAGAGGAUCCAUACUUGCAUGUAGCCAAAGAAACUAUUUUAGUACCUUUUUUCCUUGUACUUUUUUUUUGUCUUAUUGCUUUGCCUGGAGCUACUUGAAAUGCUCCACAGUUAUGUCCUCUUUUUAACUGAGAUGUCGUUGGCCUGAACAAAGGAUGCUUGACGCUUCGAAGUCACACGCAAUGAUAAAUUCAGUUUGCAGC